AUGCCAUUUUUAGAAAAUGCAUUUGCAACAGAUGCAACUAUAAAAUUAUACGACGAGAUGGCAUUUGAAGAAGAGGAAUUCGAUUCAAUCGACGAGCUUAUUUUAAAAGCUUUCACCAAGCAAAAAUUUGAUGAUCUACUGAAAUAUACUAUUUAUGUGGAACGUCAAAUAAAUGAAACGGAUGCAAGGAAAGAUAUGGAAUUAAAAGAUCUACCCCAAUACUUCUUUUGCGUCAUCACAAAACUGGUGCUUCAGAGUAAACCGAAAAACCAAGGCAAUGACGUCGCCCCUAUUUCUGAAGAUUUGAAAAAACAAAUCGACGAGCAAACAAAUGAUCGAGAUAUUAAAAUGACAAUUCAGUUCUCUGAAAUCAUCUCCAAAGCUCUGCCUAUCAUCGAAAAGAUGCUGUUUUCGAAGGCCGCCCAUGACUCCAAUGAGGCGAUAACAUUUUUUGCAUCUUCUAUUGAUCUGGGAAUCAGUUCUGCUUACGAUAGCUUAUUGCAAGUUUUAUAUUUGCUUGUAACACAAGAAGGAGAAUAA
Molecule: messenger RNA, 540 nt
Organism: Ctenocephalides felis (cat flea)
Lineage: Eukaryota; Metazoa; Arthropoda; Insecta; Siphonaptera; Pulicidae
Exons: 4
Coding region: 1-540 (179 amino acids)
Source: RefSeq, a predicted model, not a curated record